AAGCGAGAGAGAGAGAGAGAGAGAGAGAGGGAGAAGAAACUGAGGUUGAAUGCUUUGAACGAGAAGCCGCAAAGAGAGAGAGAGAGAGAGAGAGAGAAGAAAAAAAACGAAUGGCGCCGGUAGGUUUGCCGCCCGGUUUUAGGUUUCACCCGACCGACGAAGAGCUCGUCAACUAUUAUCUCAAGAGGAAGAUCAAUGGCCUAGAGAUCGAGCUCGACAUCAUUCCUGAGGUUGAUCUCUACAAAUGUGAACCAUGGGAAUUAGCAGAAAAAUCGUUUCUUCCCAGCAGAGACCCCGAAUGGUACUUCUUCGGGCCGCGGGAUCGGAAGUACCCGAAUGGGUUCAGGACCAACCGAGCGACGCGCGCCGGCUACUGGAAGUCGACUGGAAAAGAUCGGAGGGUGACGUGCCAGAACCGACCAAUCGGGAUGAAGAAGACUUUGGUUUACUACCGGGGGCGAGCUCCUCAAGGAAUUCGGACUCACUGGGUGAUGCACGAGUACCGGCUCGACGACAAGGAAUGCGAGGAUACGUCCGGAAUUCAGGAUUCUUACGCAUUGUGCCGCGUGUUCAAGAAAAACGGGAUAUGCACUGAAGUGGAAGAGCCAGCUGGGCAAUCCAACUUGGCCUCCAUAGAGACCUCGCAGGGGUUGAUGAAUGACUACGAGACGAUGUCGCCCGACGCGCUCCUCGGGCAGUCCUCAUGCAUGGACGAGGAGGAAAAGGACGACUCUUGGAUGCAGUUCAUCACGGACGACGCGUGGUAUUCAUCCAACGCUGCUCCAAGGGAUGGAUCAGAAGAAGUCUCUACGCUCUAACAGGAAGGCAUUCACAAGUUGGAAGGCUGAGUUAUCCACAUCGGUACACGGUUGGCGGUGAAUAACGCGACGAGCAUUACUUCACUCAUACAUAAUAAGCCAAGUGAUUUGUAAAUCUUUCUUCUACCUAGCUUCUUACCUUUGGGGAGUACAAGUUGUUGCCACACGCUAAUUCCCUUUUGGUUCGAAUUCGUUUUCCCCGUAGCGAGGUCGAGAGCGACUCGCACGUUGAUGGUUGUUGCCACUAUUAUGUAAGGGGAUACAUCGAAAUGAUGGGUUGGAAUUGGAUCAA
Eucalyptus grandis is the source of this 1110-nucleotide messenger RNA. Its product is annotated as NAC domain-containing protein 86. The transcript has 3 exons. Gene Ontology annotation, molecular function: DNA binding. The record is from RefSeq and is a predicted model, not a curated record. The coding region runs from base 111 to 818 and encodes 235 amino acids. Gene Ontology annotation, biological process: regulation of DNA-templated transcription. NCBI's taxonomy places the organism in Eukaryota, Viridiplantae, Streptophyta, Magnoliopsida, Myrtales, Myrtaceae.